Molecule: messenger RNA, 1565 nt
Organism: Aspergillus saccharolyticus JOP 1030-1
Lineage: Eukaryota; Fungi; Ascomycota; Eurotiomycetes; Eurotiales; Aspergillaceae
Exons: 2
Coding region: 277-1404 (375 amino acids)
Source: RefSeq, a predicted model, not a curated record
CAGUCAGAGUUAUGGAAUAAGCCUGUCAGGCAUACCACUUCUUAUAUUAUUUAUAGGAACUGGCUUCCUUCAUCUUCUCACGCUGGUGGGAUCUCUGUGCCUUCUCCUUUGUGCGCAACUCAAGGCAUCUCGUUGAUAGUGCUUCAAUAGCAUACGAGCCGUUGCUCACCUUUGCCAAACGUUGGUGUUUUCUGGUAUAGUUGUCAAACUGUGGACACAAGCAGGUCUCGUCCUUAUCAAGCAUUGAGACAGUUGUGCCCUCGCCUAUACCUCAAUAUGAAGAGUGUUGCCCUUCUUUGCGGCCUUCUGGCCUCGUCGGUGUCCGCCCACGUCCAGAUGUCCAACCCGUACCCCAUCCGCAGUCCCCUCAAUCCCAACGGCGGUGACAACAAGGACUACUCAUACACCAACCCUCUAUCCAGCGAUGGCCACGACUUCCCAUGUAAAGGAUAUGCAAACGAUCCGUUCUCUUCUGUGGCCAACUACUCCCCAGGCGGCUCAUACAGUCUGGAACUGCAGGGAAGCGCCACGCACGAGGGAGGAUCGUGCCAAAUCUCCCUCUCCUACGAUCAGGGCAAGUCAUUCAAGGUCAUCCACUCGAUGAUCGGAGGAUGCCCCCUUACCUCCAAGUACCAGUUCUCAGUUCCCUCCGACGCUCCCGGUGGGCAAGCUCUCCUGGCUUGGUCCUGGUUCAACAAGGUCGGCAACCGGGAGAUGUACAUGAAUUGCGCUCAGGUCACCAUCGGCGGUUCGAAGAAGCGGGAGGUCGCACAGCAGGAGAUCGCUGGUGCCGUCGCCAGCUUCAGCAGUGCUCCGCCCAUGUUCAUUGCCAACAUCAAUGGACCUGGAGGAUGCACAACCAUUGAGGGCCAGGACGUUAACUUUCCCCUUCCCGGCUCGUCCGUCGAGGGCAGCGGUUCAGGCACCGGUUACACCUGCACGGGCUCGGCCGACUUCUUGGGAGGCUCCCACGGCACUAACUCCGCCGUCUCUUCUUCGUCUUCCUCUUCUUCCCAUGCAUUGACUUCCUCGGGCGCGGGGGCUUCUUCGCCCUCCUCUUCUUCUUCCUCUUCUGCUUCUUCCCACUCUGCUUCUAAGGUGGCAUCCGCCUUUGGCUCCAACACGGAGCACACUGUGCUGCUACCGACUGUCCCUGCGCCUGCCCCCGCCGAGCCUGAGUCCGACCGGUUCGCUCACGGUGCCUCUCAUGGAGGAAACACUCACGGCACUGCCCACGAUAGCUCCCACGGCAGCUCCCACGGCAGUGGGUCUUGCGUGGAUAACACGAUUAUCUGUGACGAGGAUGGCAAGACCUGGGCCCUGUGCGCCCACGGCCGCCCAGUCCACAUGGGCUCUGUCGCUGAUGGCACCUACUGCAAGCACGGUGCCAUGCACGCCGCUUAGACUGCCAUGGCGGAAGUCCCAAUUAUCCCACGUCCCGAUCUAUCAAGACCUUACUUUCUGCAUUUGGUGCCUACCUCUCCCGAUGUCCAUCGAUGAGCAGGGUCACAAGUGCGUCUCUAUGCGUCUAUGUAUCUUCAAUAAUGAUGUAUUUUAAUGCUCUA